UUCAAAAUUCUACCGCCGUCGCUGCGCUUCACAUUUCUCAGCCUCCUCGUACCGUCACUCCGGCUGGACGAAGCGUUGAUCGUGUCGCGCAGGAUCGAGCCAAGGAUGAGGCGGGAUUUCCUGCGGGAACUGCCGGGGGAGCUCGCGCUGCAUUGCCUGAGCUUCAUUACUGACGCGCACACCCUCACCCAAGCCGCUCAGGUUUCACACCAUUGGUACUCGCUCCUCCAGGACGAACAGACCUGGAAGGAUAUGUGCGACUGGCACAGCUUCACGCCCAUUGUUACGCCAUUAUCGUCCUCCCGCCGGCCCAGCUCAUCUCGAAUCACCGCGCUUGUCCCCACGUCCGCCGCGACCGAAUCCAGCAGCACGACCGCCGCGAUGGCAGCUUUCGGGAUGGGCCCGUCGAGCUGGCAGAAUCGUAAUCGCACCGUGGUGGGACCAUUGCUCCGCGCCGACCCUAAUCGCAAUGGGUCUAGCUCGGCCGGUGAACCAGGAUUCAAGGCGCAAUUCAAGGACGCAUAUCAGACCCAGCGGAACUGGAUGCAGGGCGGGCGAGUCCUCAAACAAUUCAUCGCUGUCUCUGAAGAUGAUGGCGUUGUCACCUCCCUCGCUAUCAACAACCACUGCAUGAUCGUCGGGAUGGCCAACUCCAGGAUACACAUCUUUGACGCCCCUACUGCGCGGUACAAGUGUACUCUUGUCGGCCACGAGCGGGGCGUAUGGACGCUGAGGACGAGGAGCUCGGAUGUUUGUGGUUCGGCGAGAGGGUGGGCGGAGAAGGGGAUGGGGUCGCGGCAUUUGGUCGUCAGUGGAGGAUGCGAUCGGCAUGUCAAGGUGUGGGAUGUUGCCACUGGAAAUUGCAUCCAUUCUCUUGCAGGACACGACUCGACCAUCCGCUGCCUCAAGGUCCUCGACCGGCGCCCCAUCGCCAUCUCCGGCUCGCGGGACAAGUCGCUCCGGGUUUGGGACAUCCACAAAGGGGUGCUCCUCAGGCAGUUGGUCGGGCAUACGGGCAGUGUGAGGUGUGUGGAGGUUGCGGGGCAAAUGGCUGUUUCGGGGAGUUAUGAUAAUACCGCAAGAGUCUGGAACGUCGAUACGGGAGACUGCAUCCACGUCCUCCACGGUCACUAUCACCAGAUCUACUCCUGCGCUUUCGACGGAGAACGAAUCAUCACCGGCUCAUUAGAUUCGACGGUCCGCGUCUGGAGCGCGGCUACAGGCGACUGCCUCGCCCUUCUUCAAGGCCAUACCUCCCUCGUCGGUCAGAUCCAGCUCAUAGGCGACCGUCUCUUGACUGGCGGGUCUGACGGGCGUGUCAUCGUCUUUGACCUCUCGACAUACGAAUGCCUCCAUCGACUCUGCGCGCAUGACAACUCAGUCACCUGCCUGCAGUUCGACGACCGGUUCGUCAUUUCGGGCGGGAUGGACGGGCGGGUCAAGCUCUGGGAUAUUAGGACAGGGAUGUUCAUCCGGGAGUUGACAAAGCCGUGUACGAGCGUUUGGCGGAUAGGGUGUAGGGAUGACCGGGUCGUCAUUCUCGCGCAGAGGGGGACGAGGACGGUAUUGGAGGUGUUGACAUUUAGACCAGGGGAGGUCAUGGGGAAGACGCUGGAGGUGUAG
Molecule: messenger RNA, 1623 nt
Organism: Dioszegia hungarica
Lineage: Eukaryota; Fungi; Basidiomycota; Tremellomycetes; Tremellales; Bulleribasidiaceae
Product: WD40-repeat-containing domain protein
Exons: 8
Molecular function (GO): protein binding
Source: RefSeq, a predicted model, not a curated record